GGGCCCGCGGGGUCAGUCGGAGCGCGGCGCCGAGCGGAGCGGAGCGGAGCAGGGGACACAGCCGGGGACAGCCGGGCAGCAGCGCCAGCAGCGCCGACAGCGACCGCAGCCGCACCGGGGCGAGCGCACGAUGAUAAACACCCAGGACAGUAGUAUUUUACCUUUGAGUAACUGUCCCCAGCUGCAGUGCUGCAGGCACAUCGUUCCAGGGCCUCUGUGGUGCUCCGAUGCCCCUCACCCACUGUCGAAGAUCCCCGGUGGGCGAGGGGGUGGCAGGGAUCCUUCUCUUUCAGCUCUGAUAUAUAAGGAUGAGAAGAUCACUGUUAGCCAAGAUGUCCCAGUGCAUGAAGGGAAGCCUCAUAUUGUCCACUUCCAGUACAAGGUCACAGAGGUGAAGACCUCCUCCUGGGAUGCAGUGCUCUCAAACCAGAGCCUCUUUGUGGAAAUCCCUGAUGGAUUAUUAGCUGAUGGCAGCAAAGAAGGGUUGUCAGCACUGCUGGAGUUUGCUGAAGAAAAAAUGAAAGUCAACUAUGUCUUCAUCUGCUUCAGAAAAAGCAGAGAAGAUCGAGCUCCACUCCUGAAGACAUUCAGCUUCUUGGGCUUCGAGAUCGUGCGGCCCGGCCAUCCCGCUGUCCCGUCGCGGCCCGACGUGAUGUUCAUGGUGUACCCCCUGGAGCAGAGCUCUUCCUCCGAUGAAGAAUAGCUGCAGAGGGGAACUCCAGUGGGACCCUAACAUGCUGUGGAGGGGAGAGAGGACCACCUCCUGUCCUGAGGAGAGGGAAGCAGAGCUUCUGUUGGACUGCAAGCGCAUUUCUCAUUGUUAGAUUGGGCUGUGUAUCCCCAGAGUUGACUCUCAUUGAAACAUGUUGCCUAGAGAACUAUCUAUCACACAUGUAAUCAUCACUAGGAAAAGGAAGAUGUUUAUGAACUGGCAUAGGAGCUCUUCCCAUGCAGCUGCAUGGUGUGGGAGCCCCGGGGUCGGUACCACCUUCGGGACUCCUCUGAACCCCACUGGUGCCUCCUGCCUGCCCAGCGUGGGCUCAGCUGGGACACGACCCCUUCACUCCCCGCUCAAGACCUUACAAGCAGCCUGGCUUGGUGUGGGGCACGUGCAGGAGACACUCAAGUUUAUCCUUUAACACUACAUUAAACCCCCAUACAUCUCCACUCCAAUGCUGGUUUAACUGGUCUAACCUUUUUUUUCCCCUUUUUUUUUGAAACUUCUUGCUCUUCCAGCUUUUGUUUUAUGCAGUCUUAACCCUGUUCCAUGUUCCCACUACACUAUCACAGCAUUCAAUAAAAGGGGCAUUCAGAUGA
Messenger RNA from Pyrgilauda ruficollis (rufous-necked snowfinch), 1317 nucleotides. It is a transcript of the gene OAZ2, whose product is annotated as ornithine decarboxylase antizyme 2. Lineage: Eukaryota; Metazoa; Chordata; Aves; Passeriformes; Passeridae. The record is from RefSeq and is a predicted model, not a curated record. Gene Ontology annotation, cellular component: nucleus; cytoplasm. Gene Ontology annotation, molecular function: ornithine decarboxylase inhibitor activity. Gene Ontology annotation, biological process: positive regulation of protein catabolic process.